UGCUCGGCUAUGACGUAAUAGUACUGUCACAGUGCUGUGUUGCGAUUAGUUACUGCAUUGGAUGUGAAAAAUUUUGCCUUAACCCCCAAAUUUCUGUUAAAUUUACGAUAACUUUUUAAAGGAAAAGUGUAGUUGCUGGCCUAUAAUUUGGAAUUAGGUAUCAUGCAUUUCAGUGUAUUUCACUCUCGUUUUUAAACAAAAUCCUUGACAAUUUCUGACAUCGAAUUGUACCCAAUUCUACCACAAACAUGGAUUUGGACUCAGAUGAGGAAAACGUCUCUGACCAGGACUUCUAUAGUUUUUUGAAUGUUCCAAAAGAGGCUUCUAGAGAAGAAAUUAAUAAUGCAUACCGUCGCCUCAGUCGCAUGUAUCAUCCCGAUAAGCAUUUGGACCCAGGCCUUAAAUCAAAAGCGGAAAUAAUGUUCAACAAGACCAAGAAAGCUUAUGAAGUUUUAUCAGACCCUCAUCAGCGCGCCAUUUAUGAUUCAUUGGGUAUAAAAGGUUUGGAGACAGAGGGUUGGGAAAUUGUACAAAGAACAAAAACACCAGCAGAAAUCCGCGCAGAGUACGAACAACUAGCUGAAGAGAGGGCAGAGAGACAGAAGAGGCAAGCGACGAACCCAACUGGCAAUAUAACAAUUGCUGUAAAUGCCACCGACUUGUUUAAUCCAUACGAUGCAGAUCUAUUCGAAGAUGAAUAUGACAGUGGGUUUCUCGGAACGUUACCGAAUAUUGAGGUAUCCUCCAUGCAAUUUUCACAAGGAGUAGAUUUUCCUCUGACCCAAAAGGAUACUUGUACGUUAUCUGGGCAGCUACACACCCAAAAUGGGACUGGCGGAGGAGGAGUGAAUAUGAGCUGGAGACACUUGUUUUCCCAUAAGAGUUGGGCCGAAAUCGAAAUGACUGCAGGUAGUGGUCCGGCAUUAUCAUUGAAAGGAUACAGAACAUUAACAAAACGAUUCUUCUGGAACGGCGGUACUAUUUUGCAAGUUACGCCAGAAGGAGUUCGACCAGGCAUUAUGUCAACACUUGCAAUGCAGAUAGACAAACAUUCAGUAGGAUAUGUGUCUUAUCAUGGUGGUAUUCGAUCUAUAUUUUCAACUCAAAUUAUUAGAGACACAGAGUGUAACAGGUACAAUUUCUCCAUACAAGUUGGAGUACCACAUUCAUUUAUACAGUUGCAGUACGCGAGGAAAUUAAUUACACAAGAGCUGAAAUUGAAAUUAGCAGUAAAAUUCGGCACAUUUGGUGGAGUUGUAGAGUAUGGUGCAGAAAAAAGAAUUUCCAAACACAGCAAUUUGUCGUUUUCUGUUGUAUGUGGAGUUCCGGCAGGUGUAAAACUGAAAAUUAGAUUAUCUCGUGCCAAUCAAGUAUAUUCAUGCCCUAUUCAUCUGUGUGAAGAAAUCAUGCCGUCGCCAGUGUUCUACGCUACCAUUGUACCGUUGGUAGUUUACCUGGUGGUUAAGAAGGGUAUAGUGGAACCAUUUUUAAAGGAGGAAAAGUCGAAAAAAUUGGAGAAGCAAAAGCAAAAUAAUUUUAACAAGUUACUGGAAAAAAGGAAGGAAGCUAUGGCAGCUCAAGACUUAAUGCAAGCAACUUAUGCUAGAAUAAAAGACGAUGAAGAGCGAAAAAAUGGUCUGGUUAUAAUAAAAGCAAUAUAUGGCAAGAUUAUAAAAGAGUGACCUCCCCGGUUUCUUCGAUCCAGCACUUGGUGAAGAGAAAAUGCUUCAUGUGAUCUACAAUUAUCAUGAACAGCCCCAUGAAGUUACUAUCAGGGAUCUGGAAUCUCUAAGAUUGCCUAAAACUUCUCAUAGGACCAGUGUUACCUAAUAAUACCGAAAACAGUUGGUAUAGUUGAAUUAGAGUGGAAAAAGAAGCAAAAGCCUGAGUACUUCACUUAAGCGAGAUUUGUAUAAAUUCUGGUGCAAAUGUUUGGAUUAUGUUUUAUUGCGCCACAAUGGUCAAGUUGAAUUAUGUUGAAUCGGCCUUUCUUUAGUUACGCACAAGUAUUUAUUAACAUUUGACAGUUAAAAAAUAAAGUUGUUAUAGAUGUCA
Dendroctonus ponderosae (mountain pine beetle) is the source of this 2055-nucleotide messenger RNA. Its product is annotated as dnaJ homolog subfamily C member 11. The record is from RefSeq and is a predicted model, not a curated record. Lineage: Eukaryota; Metazoa; Arthropoda; Insecta; Coleoptera; Curculionidae. Gene Ontology annotation, biological process: cristae formation.